Molecule: messenger RNA, 3989 nt
Organism: Haliotis rufescens (red abalone)
Lineage: Eukaryota; Metazoa; Mollusca; Gastropoda; Lepetellida; Haliotidae
Exons: 9
Coding region: 71-1306 (411 amino acids)
Source: RefSeq, a predicted model, not a curated record
UUGAUCGAAGCAUAUCAACAAAACAUCUCCACAUGAACUUCGAUCAGCGCGGAUUCACCCUACUGUCAAAAUGAUCACACUCGUCAUUGCUGGUGCUGUUGGUAUUUUCUGCAUCAAAUGGAUCUUGACACCAGAGCCACCACUGAAAUGCGGCAUUUACGUGCAGCCCAACAAAUGGUACCCUCUCAAAUAUCUGAUCUUUCGGGUUCUCAUGUGGAUGAGAAAACGACAAAAUAAGAACUUGAAAAACACCAGCGGUGAUGAUGCUGGGUAUGGUAUGCGAUCAAGAAGUUCACCCGAGGACAUGGACAAAGUCCAGAUACUACCACCUGAGCAUCCAAAGGCUGUAGAUGCUGUCUAUUUCAAUGGUGGAAACAAGGAAGGCUAUUUUGUAGUCACAGCGACAGCAAGGCGGCACAAGAAUCUUGUUCAGACUAUAGUUUUACUUCGGGUGCCUGGAGUGGGUCUGUUGAUGAUGCCGUCUAUGCCUGACACCAACCUGACCGGUCCGGGGGACAGCUACUCGGCUGGGGGUCUCACCAUGGAGGUUCUGGAACCCAUGAAGACAUGGAGAGUUGCCUUCCAGGGGAAACUCAGACUUUCUGAGACAGGGGAAGAAAAGGCUGUCAGCUUUGAUCUGAAAUGGACAGCCAUUACAAACUUCUUUGAUUUUGACACUGACCUUCACCCUGCACCAACAGCAGACGCCAUAGCCAGGGAGAAAUGGUCAAGGGGAUACUUCGAAAAUCUGAAAACAGUGCAUCAGACCCACUAUGAGCAGUUCGGGGAGCUGGUGGGUGAUGUGUGUAUCGAGGGAAUGCAGCCGAAGCCACUCCGGGUCAGGGGAGUCCGGGAUCACUCGUAUGGCAAUAUCCGAGACUGGAAGUACUUCCAUCGGUAUGGCCUGCAGUACGGCUACUUCAGUGACGGCACCUGCCUCUGUGUCGGCGCCAUCUCCAUGCCUAUGUGUAUGUCCAGAUUGUCCGUCGGCUACAUGUUUCUGAAGGACGGCACUCUAGUCCCUGUGUCUCACACAGACUUUGAAUUCUUCAACCAUGGAGAAGAUCAGAAUCCCCCGAAACAGAUGACUCUGGGGUUCACAGCAGGUGGGACGAAGUACGAGCUGUCCAUCGAUGUGGUUCAGUGUCCAGUGUUCUACAUGGGGGAGGAGUGGGAUGCUAAAAUCUUCGAGCGUCUGUGUAACUUCCGACUGAAUGGUGUGGAGGGCUGGGGCAUCAGUGAGUGGGACUACAGAAACUAUGCCGGGAAGGAAGAAGAGAUGAGGAAACUAAAGGCUUCAUCGUGAUGGAGAACAGCUGAAUUAGUUUACACCUUUCUAUCUAAUGUUCAAACUGAGUGGCUGGAACAUUGUUGAAUACUACUGAAGGAAGUGACAGGCUCCCCAUUUCCCAGCUACUGAACAAAAUACAUUGCAUGUGACGUAUAGGUGGACCUUACCUGCCAUUGCUGUGGCUUGUGAGACAAUAUGCUACUCACGUGGACAGCUUUUACUGUUUUUAUUUCACCUCCUUGCGAAUCCUCUGUUUGAAUGGACUGAUCAAUGGGUCUACCUACACACCCCACUUAUAAAAUGAACUGAUCCAUGGGUCUACUGACUCACUCCACUGUUUGAAAUGAAAUAAUUUGUUUGUUGUGCUCACGGAGUCAAGUAAGGAUAAGAAUUUAUGGAUGAACAACUUCUUUAUUACAAUUAAGAGCUUAAAUAAAUUCUUAUCCUUACUUAGUACUCCAACUUCUAAAUGCCUAUCAAAGAAGUCACGGAGUCAAGUUUUCAGCAUUUGGGUGAAUAUUUAUGUGUGAUUGUGUGGACCAAGUUUGUAUUGCAAUUCGUGUGUAACCAUUCCUCUUGCUAACUGAUCGUUAAUUUGUGUGGGUUAAUUUAAGAGAUGAAUAUAUUUCAUUCCUGCAAGGGUGUUUUGUCAAGGGUUUACCAUUCUGACUUUACUGCAGUGAUGCCUGUCAGUUCAAAGUAGAAGAGGGCAAUUGGAAACAUUAGUAUUGAGAUACAUGGAUAAGAAGUGCCCUUGGGAAUGCUGUUUCUGUUUGAUGGGUAUAAUGUUCCUCACAGCUACAUUGUGUGUGCUCGUCACGAUAUGGCUGAAAUACUGCUGAUGUGACGUUAAAUAUUAACUCACUCACUCACUCACAUUGUGUGUGGGAGUGGGGAUAACUUGACACUGAACAGUAAGCUGUUAUGCUUCUAGGUAUCUCAUGAUUCAGUAUGGGAGGUAUAACGCAAUCCAUGCACAGAGAACUGGAGACCAACUGUAGGUUCAUAUUUGCAAGCUAAAGAUGCAAGUACAAGAACUUCGAGCUCUGAAACUUUGCUGUUCUCUUCUUUCAGCCUCUCUACUUUGUUGAAAACUUAUUAUGUCGCUAUGAACAUCCAAAUCUAUAGUUUUGCUGGUUUACUUGUUGUCUUGGGAGGGCGUCGGCUAACAACAUUUGAUUGCCAGGUCUAUGCCUAAUCUUCAAUACGUAUGGUUGUAUUCUUAAAAGCAUGCGCUGCAAUUUCUGAGGGGCUGCUGACAGGCUCUUCUCGUGAAUCAUCUCCAGUGGCUUGUGGUCAGAUUCUGCAAUGAAGUGCUUGCCAUGUACUGGAAUCUUGCCAAACACUGGAAUAUGGAAUCUUUCGCACUUGAAGACAACUGCCAACAUUUCUGUCUAUGUUUGUGUAUCUCUGUUCCAUGUCGCUCAGAGACUUCGAGGCAAUAGCUAAAGGCUUGUCAUUUAUUAGUAGAACUGCUCUGAGGCCUGUGGAGGAGUUUAGUCUUGGGUUGAAGUAGUUCAGGGUUACUUUGCCACAGAUUAGGUCCAUUAUUUCUCUUUAAAUACUUUCUGAUGGGACACAGACCAUGCAAACUCAGUGUCCUUCUUUUCACAAACACCUGGUGUCAUCACUAUUUGAUAGUGGUUCAUCAACACAUGCUCAUGACGGAAUUGUACAGUGAAUUCUGAUUUUAGCAGAAAUUUCCUAUGAUUAUGGGAAGGGUUUUGUCACUUUAUUUACAUGUUCCCUAUGUGGUGCUGUGUGCUGAGACAGGUGGAUGAUGAAAGUUCCCAUAUUUGUUGCUAUUUCUAAAGAAAUCUUGUAGCUACUUAGCGUCAAAAGGGGGCCCUAUUUCUUUGAUAGCCUUGACCUUGUCUAGGUCUGGGUUUGAGAUUACACCUUUGGUGUUGAAGACUAGUCCAAAGAAUUUUCUUUUGUUUGUCUAGAUCUCACACUUUCCAGAGCUUAAUUUAAGACCAUUCUCUCUUUCAACAUUCAUCGUGUUUCUCAGGUUGCUGUUGUGUUCUUCCUCUAUGUGAAUACUGCAAUAUUGUUAGCAAUGCCCGUGGUGCCUGGGCACUGUUCAAGGAUUUGGUCCAUGUUUUGUUGGAAUACAUUUUGGCUAAGGUUAAGUCCGAAUGGGAGCCUAAGAAACCUAUAUCGACCAAGGCGGCUGUUAGAGGUCAUUAGAAUGCUUGACUCUUUGUUAAGAAUUAAGGACAAAAAUCCAUGGCGGACAUCAAGUAUUGAGAAUAUUGUUGCACCUAAGAAGUCAUGAGUGAGCUCACUCAGUGUUCAGGUCUUAUAAUGGGGCCUCUUGAUUGCUCUGUUUAAAUCUUUAGGCUCCAGACAUACUCUCAUUUUUCCACUAGACUUGCAGCUGUAGGCAAGGCCAGUCUGUAGACACGGACACUUCUGUAAUAGUCACAUCUUCCAGUUCUGCCUUGAUUUCAUCUUUGAGAUGAACAGGAUAGGACAGAGUCGGGGAGGGUCAACAGUCAUCUUGCACUUUCCUUGAAUUGACAAGUGACUUAGAAUCUGUCGGGGUCAGCAGGAUCCAGUCUCUGUACUGCGCAGGUUGGUUGGUUGGUUUGUUGUUUAACGCCGCACUCAGCAAUAUUCCAGCUAUAUGACGGCGGUCUGUAAAUAAUCGAGUCUGGACCAGACAAUCCAGUAAUUGAUAUCAUGAGCAUCGAUC